AUGGCAUCGAAACAGACGUUGACAGAUUUCGUGCGUCGCGAUGAGCAUGCAGCGUCCACCGAGCGGUCGCUCGAUCGGUACAAGGUACCAACAAAGUUGCCGCACAAUCGUCAGAACAAGCAGUCUACAAGUAACGCACAAGCUGCUCACAGGAACAACGGUGUGGCCGAUGUCACGCGUCAUCCUGCUGUAGCUAAAGAUACUGAACCAAAGCACUUCUACGACACGGAUGACAGCAGCAUUGACAGAGAGUCGACGAUCGCCAGCGUUCAGCUACCUCAUGAAGCUCAGCAACGCGAAGCAAGCCAUCAGCAGCAGAAACUGAAGCCCAAAUAUGCUCCUGGUAGUCCACUCCAUUCUGAUGAGGAGUAUGUGACCGAACCCGAAGACCUGGCGGAUGAUCCUCUGAGCCGAGCAGCACCGCAGAAGCGAAAGAGCUCCCACCACCACAACGAUGAAACGGCUACACCACGUCCAGAUGGUGGUGCGGGUGUCUCCUACGCCGAGAUGGAGCAACAUACAGCAUCAACCACUGAGUUGCGGUCUCAGAUGCCAACACACAUAUCCGGCAGACGACAUCAGCCGCAAGAAUAUGGGCAGGGUCAAGCACAGACGCGCCAGCGCAACACCGAGUCCAGAAACGAGAAUGUUGUUCCAUAUAGCCACCCGUUGUCUCGUAAUCCAGCAGAUGCGACGCAGAACACUUUGCAACAAAUGGCUUGUGGCUACAGAACCGCACCUCGUGGUCCGAAGAAUGCUCAAGCAGAGCCAAAGGCUAUCUGGAACCAACCACGCCAGACGUCUCAUGGCGAGGAAGAGGGGCAGGGUGCUGGCCAAGUAGCGACGCAACUUCCGAAGCAACGAGAACCCCAGCGACGGAGCUUGCCAAAGCAAAAGCCACAGCCUCCAGUGGUCAGGGCUUCAUACGCGAGAGAUGCUCCGCAAACCGACUUUAGCCUCUUGAAGCCUCAGUCGCAGGCAAAUGGCUUUUCGGCAGUGCCUGGUUGGCAGCAACGAGUCGAGACAGGCAACUUCCACAACCACUAUUCGCCACAGGGUGAAGGCGAGCAAGACAGCAGCCCACCCGCUGCAGGAGACGAUGCUGAUGCAGACCUUGACAUCGACCUACCUGAGCUUUACGGACUUUCUUACGCCGACCUCAAAUCGGCAGAAUUUGAUCAGAACCCGCGAAUAUCACAACUGCCUGGGCAGGGGGAAACCCUGUCAAAGGAUCUUGAAUCGAUGCUCACCAAGGGAUCAAAGGACCAGAUCGAGUACUUCAGCACACUCAAUAUCGUUGUGUGGGAGGAAGCAGGAGACUGGUUUCUAGGUCGCUACAGCGAGGUUGUUAAGAAGCUCAAGGCCGCCCGUCAGGAGAAGCGCAAGGCGGCUCGUCUGUUCGAAGAUGAGAUUGAAGCACGCCAUGAAGCUGUAAGCAUGAAGCGGCAGCAGACGGAGGCGGCCCUUGGAGACAUGAAGGCCAGUGGUGCUCAGGUGCUGCAGGGAACACCUAAGAAGGCGAAGAAGGCUAUGUGA
Recurvomyces mirabilis is the source of this 1536-nucleotide messenger RNA. RefSeq lists its product as uncharacterized. Gene Ontology annotation, molecular function: RNA polymerase I core promoter sequence-specific DNA binding; TBP-class protein binding. Gene Ontology annotation, biological process: nucleolar large rRNA transcription by RNA polymerase I. Bases 1 to 1536 code for a protein of 511 amino acids. Lineage: Eukaryota; Fungi; Ascomycota; Dothideomycetes; Mycosphaerellales; Teratosphaeriaceae. Gene Ontology annotation, cellular component: RNA polymerase I core factor complex. The record is from RefSeq and is a predicted model, not a curated record. The transcript is spliced from 2 exons.